UCAAAGAAAAAAAAUAUCAAAGGCACACGCCGACCUCCCCUCAAGUCCCAAUCUCGCACUCGCCAUUAUUUUCUUUUCCUUCCUUCUCUUCCCCAAAUCAAAACACUAAAAAACCUAAAUCCAGAAUCUCCCCAAAUUGACAAAUUCCACUCUCAACACCCGAAAAACCACAACAAUAAAAAAGAAAGAAUGGAGCAACAUGAGGAGCAAGAGCACGACGUGUACGGAGGGGAGAUCCCCGACGAGGAAGGAGAGAUGGACGCUGACGUGGACAUGUCUGGUGGAGCUGAAGAUUACGAAGGCAACGAGCAAGACCUCGAACAGGAUCCCAAUUCCAACUCUAAGGACUUGGAGGACAUGAAAAAGAGACUUAAGGAGAUCGAGGAAGAGGCCGGAGCUUUACGUGAAAUGCAGGCUAAAGUCGAGAAGGAGAUGGGCGCUGUCCAAGAUUCAUCAAGUGCUUCUGCAACCCAAGCUGAAAAGGAGGAAGUGGAUUCUCGCUCGAUUUAUGUUGGUAAUGUAGACUACGCAUGUACACCAGAAGAAGUUCAGCAGCAUUUCCAAUCCUGUGGAACAGUAAACAGAGUGACAAUUUUGACUGACAAGUUUGGUCAGCCUAAAGGAUUUGCUUAUGUUGAAUUUGUUGAAGUUGAUGCUGUUCAAAACGCUCUGCUAUUAAAUGAAUCAGAAUUGCAUGGUCGUCAGUUGAAGGUCUCUGCAAAACGAACAAAUAUUCCUGGAAUGAAACAGUAUCGAGGAAGGCGACCCAACCCAUAUUUCCGCUCCCGAAGGCCUUUCAUGCCUGGCCCUGCUUUUUAUCCUCCAUAUAGCUAUGGGAGGGUUCCAAGGUUCAGGCGGCCCAUGAGAUACAGGCCAUAUUAAGAUGGAUCUCACUUUGUCAGAAGCUGCAAUUUUGAGAAGACCAUAACUUAUAAUUUAUGGUGGUCGUAUUGUUGUUCUAUAAUAUGGAGGGAGAAAGUUGAAGUGGAAUUUGCUUGCCAAAGGGCCGGCUGGAUUUUUCUCGAAUUGUGAGCUUGUGGGAGUGUAAUGGAUCCAUUCAUUUGACCUUUGCCGUUACUUUACUUCAAUGGGGGAUAAAUGAGGCAGAGAUGCAAAUGUUGUGAAAUAUUAUUUAGAGAAUUCCUGGUCUUAGAUUUGAUCAUUUAAUUUUCUCAGUGUGGAUGAGUUUAAAAUGUUGGGUAUUCAUGUUUGGUAAAAUGACUACUUUCAUAGAUCAUAAUGCAGAGAAGGCCAGCUUUGCAGUGGUUUUUAGGUGCUUUAGUUUUUAACUUAAUAACUGCAAGAUGAGAGUUCUUUAGUUUUUUAUGGAUAAGCUUUGGGAUUUAAGUGA
Messenger RNA from Theobroma umbraticum, 1351 nucleotides. RefSeq names its product polyadenylate-binding protein 1 (gene PABN1). Gene Ontology annotation, molecular function: poly(A) binding. The record is from RefSeq and is a predicted model, not a curated record. NCBI's taxonomy places the organism in Eukaryota, Viridiplantae, Streptophyta, Magnoliopsida, Malvales, Malvaceae.